AUGACAUCCGAAAAACUCCAGGAGUGGCUGUCACGGGUGUGGGGUCCAAACACCGGCAACGUUAGGCGGUUGUUGGUAUUAGACCUAGCUCCUAUUCACAAAACGCAGGCAGAAAAGAAUGCUGUGGAGGUGCGAGAUACAGACAUUGCAUACGGGCUGGCUGGAUGCACAAGCCUACUGCAGCCAGCCGACGUGUACUGGAAGCAGUCUUUCAAAGCCAGCCUUCGAAGCAGCUGGGAGGAGUUCAUGCGCAUAGCAGAAAGAACUUCGAAAAGAAAUCUGCGAGAACAGUCGCGUCAGGAUGUACUGAAUUUUGUGGCCACAGCGUGGGACGCUGUACCAGAGACGACCAUUAUUCAGAGUUUAAAGGAGUGCGGAAUAUCGAAUGCACUAGAUGGAUCGGAGGAGGAGCUUCUACAUGGCCGGUUGUCCAGCGUUGGGGACAUUUGUCCAGAACAUCCCGAGCAACUGCAGGCUGAAUGCUACAGCCUGUUGUUUGACACCGACUCUGACAGGUCCUUUGAUGGAUAUGAAAGCGAAUGA
Messenger RNA from Rhipicephalus microplus (southern cattle tick), 543 nucleotides. RefSeq lists its product as uncharacterized. Lineage: Eukaryota; Metazoa; Arthropoda; Arachnida; Ixodida; Ixodidae. The record is from RefSeq and is a predicted model, not a curated record.